UUUAAAUUAAAAAUUUGAAAGAUGGAGCUUCCAAACGAAGUUUAUGAGAGAAGUCCCUACAAAACAGAUACGCCUUUUGCUGAUCUCCAGAUGGGAAGUGACGAAUACAAACAUAUUAGGGAGAAGUUUGUAUCUGGAUUUGAUGGAGGAUCCUAUUUUGAAAUAGCAGCAGUUACUGUUAUGCCUUUGCUCUUAUGAGCAGUUAACAUGAUGAUGGUAGCAUAUCUUAAGUCCAUCUCUUCUUGGUGGAAGAAGAUUAGAGGAGAAGAUAACUCAGUUGUAAGACCGAAGGAUCUGAGUUUCUUGGCCCAUGUGUUUAACAUAUUUUUUGAUGUUGGUACAAUCUGAGUACCAUUCAUAUUUUCAGUGUAUUAUCCAGCCUCUCUCUAUAGCAUCUAUAUAGGCAUAACUGGCUUGGUUGUGUUGCUAAAAAUACUUGGUGGCGACCUCUAUACUUUGCCUUUCACAUCAGAAAUCAAAGAAUAUAUCGUAAUCAAGCCUAAGGAAGGCUUUAAAGGGAAGAAACCUAAUGAGAAAAGAUUUUCUAUGAUGAUAAGGAUUUUUAAAACAGGAGUUAUGAUUCCAACUGUUAUUUGAAUCUUUGCAGUAGAUUUUCAUGACUUCCCGAGGAGGUUUGUCAAAACACAUACUUUUGGCAUAUCACUCAUGGAUAUUGGAACAGGGUGCUUAAUUUUUAUUAGUGGAAUUUCUGCAAAUGUGAUAAGAAAUAAGGGUGUGCCUUUAGCAUCAAGGCUGGUGAAAAGCAUCAAAGCUAUCCCAAUCAUUAUGGCUAUAGCACUUGGAGGCUACUUCUCAAGGUACUUUACAAAUCAUCCUGAAGUAGUCACUGAGUAUGGGGUGCAUUGGAACUUCUUUUGGACAUUAGCAAUUAUCAGCAUUGCAUCUGCUUGCGUAUCUAAUCCAAGAAGUAGGUCAGCGAAUUCUUUUGGAAUGUAUACUAUAUAUCAACUUUUCUUGUAUUUCGGAGGAACUGAAUAUAUUUUCAACGCUCCAAGAGACAACUUUUUCAAUAAAAACAGAGAGGGAAUUCUUGGUUGCAUCGGAUACAUUUGCAUAUAUCUUUUAGGGAUCGCAUGUGGUGAAUUUGUUAUUAAAAAAUCAGAAGCUGCUAAAGAGUCUUGGAAGAAUCCUCCUUGCACACAGACUUUAGUGAAUUUACUGCCAGUGUAUAUUUUAUCAUGCUUGGGAACUUUUAUUUGCUUAACUUAUGUCCAAUCUUAUUCUAGAAGAAGCGUUAAUAUUACAUAUGGAGUCGCUGUGAUAUCCUUUAUCAGUCUCUCAAUGAUAGUAACUUACACUGUUAUUACAAUGCUGAAGGGAUACCAAUAUUGAUACUUAAUGAGCAUCAUCGAAGAGAACCAGUUUGUGUUCUUCAUGAUCUCCAACCUGGUGAUGAGCCUGUAUAACAUCAGUUUCAUGACUACAUUCCACUCAAAUGCAAUUGCCAUCCCAGUUCUCGUGGUCUAUAUCACUCUAACCUUGCUGUUGACAGACCUCUGAACCAGAAUAGGAAUUAAGCUAAAGUAGUUCAAUUUUAGAAGACAUAA
Molecule: messenger RNA, 1568 nt
Organism: Moneuplotes crassus
Lineage: Eukaryota; Ciliophora; Spirotrichea; Euplotida; Euplotidae
Source: the annotation of a GenBank genome assembly